Messenger RNA from Myripristis murdjan (pinecone soldierfish), 657 nucleotides. It is a transcript of the gene ventx, whose product is annotated as ventral expressed homeobox. Bases 1 to 657 code for a protein of 218 amino acids. The record is from RefSeq and is a predicted model, not a curated record. Gene Ontology annotation, biological process: regulation of DNA-templated transcription. NCBI's taxonomy places the organism in Eukaryota, Metazoa, Chordata, Actinopteri, Holocentriformes, Holocentridae. The transcript is spliced from 3 exons. Gene Ontology annotation, molecular function: DNA binding; DNA-binding transcription factor activity, RNA polymerase II-specific.
AUGGCUAACUUCUCUGUUGAGUGGCUCUCCAAAAGUUAUUACACCACGCAAAAGGACACCGAGGAGGCUAUUCUCCAGGCUACCACACAGUUUAAGGAUGACUCAGUUCAGACAAAAAUAAACACCGACGGGCUUCUUCAUACUGAGAUUGAAGGGCAUGGGAAGCAAUCAAGAAGCCAGUACACUCCGACCUCGCCAAACAAUAGCUGUGGUUACUCGUCCGGGUCUGAGAGCGAGGUGGGAGAUGACAGCGAGGGUGAAGCUACCCAGCAGCGGAGGAUGAGGACCAAGUUUACCUCAGAGCAGAUCAGCAAACUGGAGAAAACCUUCAGCAAGCACAAAUACCUGGGCGCCACGCAGAGGAGGGCAAUUGCUGAGAAGCUCAACCUUUCUGAAACUCAGGUGAAAACCUGGUUCCAGAACCGGAGGAUGAAGCUGAAGCGUGAGGUGCAGGAUAUGCGUCCUGAGUUUCUGUCCAGCCCGGCCGGUCUGCUGCCGCCCCUCCUGUUUCAGCACCCCAGUCUGAGUGGACAGCUCCCCGCCUACAGCCACAGCGCCUUCCACCCGCAGCCGCUCCACAGGAUCCAGUUUCCCCCACAGCUCCCAGUUCAACAGCACCACCUCCACCCAGUCAUCCUGCCUCCUGCCUAUUACUGA